AUGUCGCAAGGAAGCUGUUCUUCUCAAAUUAAGUGUCGUUGUGGCAUCUUUGCAAACCACUUCACUUCAACGACUCCACUAAACCCUGGAAGGCGAUUUUUUAAAUGUCCGAAGCCUAAGUUUCUUCUCUGGUUUUUUUGUCUUCAACAAAAUCGUUCUUGUGGUUAUUUUGAAUGGGAAGAUGAAAUCUCGUUGAACAGUGAUUUGGUUACAACUAAAGAUGUAACAUCGUCUUGGGAAGCGAUUAAAAAUGAUAGGGAUAAAUUGAAAGAAGAAUUAAUUGCCAUGGAGGCUCUACACAAAGCUAAGGCUGCAAAAGUAAUUAAACUGGAAGAGAAGAUUUUGGAGACGAGGAUGAUGCUUAUGAUCUCAUGGGCACUCUUUGUUGGAUUUGUUGCGGCGUCGAUGAUGAAGUGA
Molecule: messenger RNA, 417 nt
Organism: Nicotiana attenuata
Lineage: Eukaryota; Viridiplantae; Streptophyta; Magnoliopsida; Solanales; Solanaceae
Exons: 2
Coding region: 1-417 (138 amino acids)
Molecular function (GO): zinc ion binding
Source: RefSeq, a predicted model, not a curated record